Messenger RNA from Cadophora gregata, 1623 nucleotides. RefSeq lists its product as uncharacterized. Gene Ontology annotation, cellular component: ESCRT I complex. Gene Ontology annotation, molecular function: ubiquitin binding. Gene Ontology annotation, biological process: protein modification process; endosome to lysosome transport; protein transport. The record is from RefSeq and is a predicted model, not a curated record. The transcript is spliced from 4 exons. The coding region runs from base 1 to 1623 and encodes 540 amino acids. NCBI's taxonomy places the organism in Eukaryota, Fungi, Ascomycota, Leotiomycetes, Helotiales, Ploettnerulaceae.
AUGGCCGCUGUGAAACAGCAGGUGCUCAACUGGCUGUACAGCGUACUAACAAGCGAAUACAAAGAUGUGAACCGUACAUACAAUGAUGUGGCCCAGACACUAUCGCAUUACUCCUCGCUCGCUCCCCGAACCGAUGUCUACACUUAUGAGCAUGGCAAAUCGGCUCUCCUCCUCCACAUGUCAGGUACCCUCCCGGUGGUAUUUCGAGGCACAACAUACAGGUUCCCAAUUGCACUAUGGGUGCCGCAUGCAUACCCUCUGGAGCCUCCUCUCAUAUAUGUCACGCCGACAGAGGGCAUGAUGGUUAGACCAGGACAGCAUGUUGACCCGCAAGGCAAAGUCUAUCAUCCAUACUUGGUGGGGUGGGCAGAGUUCUGGGAUAAGUCCAACAUUCUUGAUUUCCUAGCAAUCCUACGCGAUGUUUUUGCGAAAGAGCCUCCUGUUGUAUCUCGACAACAACAAACUGCCCCUCCACGUCCGCAUCCAAGCCAGGCACCCCCUCCUGUACCUCCGCCGCCUCCAGGAUUAGCACGUCCGACCUCCAGAUCCACAAUUGCGAGUCCGAAUGGGCAAAUUGGACCUCCGCCUCCGCCACCCAAGCCAGCGAAUAAUCCCCAGCAAUUCUCGCCUGCUGGGCCAUCGAGGCGGGACAGCGGGCCUCCUCUACCUCCCCUACCUUCGCAAACGGGGUACGAGAAUCCUCCACAUGGUCAGCAAGGACUACCCCAAAAUAAUUAUCCUCACAAUCCGCAGAGGAGCAGCAGUCUGCGUUAUGAGACAGCUCCUCCCCAACCACCUCAACCUCAGAGGCAACAUGGCCUGAGACAGUCUAUAGACGGCCCUCCCACUUCUCCACCAGGUCCUCAGUCGUACCAACAACAGUACCAGGCCCAGAAUCCCCACCCUCAGUAUGGCCCUCCACAAUCUCGAUCACCGCCUUCAUACAAUCCUCACCAGCAACAACAGCAUUUACAGCAAUACAUCGGCCAGCAAUCUCAAUGGCAACAUCCUCCUCCAAAACCUCAAGUGAAACCUCCACCACUUCCAGAUCUUUUAGACGCGCCACUAGUCCUUUCAGUACCCUCUGAAGCAUCCACGAACCUUCCAGCUCCCCCAAUACCUCCGAACCCAGAGAAAGACAUGCUUCUGCACAACUUAGGAAGAUCGUUAUAUGCACAGCGGCAGCAUACCCGCAAUCAGACUGUAUCUAGCCUACCGGGAUUAGAAGCACAGCACAAGGCUAUGUUAGCCUCACUUGCAAGCAUGCAAGCCGAAAUCCAAGCUCUCGAGUCCCUGAACAAUCUCCUAUCAGCAAAUACCAAUAUCCUACACACCGCCCUUCACGAUGCGGAUGCAGUGAUUGACCAGAGUCAGCACCGGACGGCACCAAAUGUGGAUGAACUCUUAGUCGCCCCCACAGUGGUUGGAAAUCAGUUGUACGAACUCGUGAGCGAAGAAAGGAGCUUGGGCGACGCAUUGUUUGUUCUUGGGAGAGCAGUCGAAAGGGGGAGAAUAAGCCCGGCAGUCUUCGCCAAGAUGACAAGAACUUUGGCGCGAGAGUGGUACUUGAAGAAGGCAUUGGUGAAAAAGAUCGGCAAAGGAAUGGGCCUGGCAACUUAUUGA